AUGCAGAUCGAGUAUUUGGUUGUCGCUUUCGAUGACGAACACCAAAAGGUCCGCCUUUCGCUAUGCCAAGCGGAUGUUCUUAAAGCUCUUGCUCGAGACGAAGAACUCGCAAAGAAAGGACCAGUGGUCCCUGACUUGCAAAAUGGACGUGGAGCUCUUCCAACGUUUCACCCUGAAUUCGGUCGAUUUAUGCUUGAAGCCACCCCUGGCAAGCCAUGGGGUAUCGGUUUCAAGGACUUGCUGGAUGUUGAGUCAGAUAUGAAGAACCGCCGUGUGAUCGCCAAAGACCACAUGGAUCCCGACCAGUAUCCCGUAACACUCACGACAUUUCCACGCCUUGGGUGUCGGGAAGACUUCAUUUCGCCUUACUACCCUCCUUCUGGACCUGCCCUUCGCUCUCAAUUUGUUCCCGAUGAAAUUGCCAAUCCUCAUAUUCGAUUUCCCACCCUUGCUGCCAACAUUCGCUCGCGCCGCGGUCGCAAAGUCGAACUGAAUGUCCCUGUCUUCAAAGAUAAGAAUACGCCCUCUCCCUUCCACGACCCAACGGUGAACUAUGACCUCCAUAAAUGGCCUGAGGACGAUGAUGUCCGUAAUGGUGCAGCAAAACCCGACUGCGUGUACAUGGAUGCAAUGGCAUUUGGCAUGGGCAGUUGCUGUCUACAAAUCACUUUCCAAGCCAAAAACAUACGUGAAGGUCGCACUCUUUAUGACCAACUAUCUCCUCUUGGCCCGAUCAUGCUGGCCCUGACCGCUGCUACUCCAAUCUACAAGGGUUUUCUCGUCGACACGGAUGUUCGCUGGAACCAGAUUUCCCGUGCGGUCGACGACCGGACACCAGAAGAAUUGGGGGAGGUUCCACUCAAGAAUGAUCGGUGGCGGAUACCGAAGUCCAGAUAUGCUAGUAACAGUACAUACAUCGCAGAGGAUCCACGGCGACGGCCAGAAUACAUGGAUCCCGAUCUUAUUGUCGACGAGACACUGAAGCAAAAGCUUGUAGGCGGGGGCAUGGAUGAUCUCCUCGCCACACACUUUGCUCACCUCUUCAUUCGAGACCCUAUCGUCAUCUUCUCCGAAGACCUCAAGACCCUCGACCCUGAAGGCUCCAACCAUUUCGAAAACAUCCAGAGUACUAAUUGGCAGCACAUGCGAUUCAAGCCGCCGCCACCAGACGCCGAUAUCGGUUGGCGAGUUGAGUUCCGCUCAAUGGAGAUCCAAAUGACCGAUUUUGAAAACGCAGCCUUCAGCAUUUUCAUCGUGCUCGUCACCCGAGCCAUCCUAUCAUUUGACCUGAACUUCUACAUCCCGAUCGCCCGCACGACAGAAAACAUGGAGACUGCACACACGAGAGACGGGGUGAUGAAGUCGAAAUUCUGGUUCAGGAAGAACCCCUGCCCCCCACGACGCAGUACGAAGGACUUGGCACCGAUGGCCAACGGCAGCGAAGCAGGAGGGAUGCCAGGUGCACCAGCGUCUCUUCGAGCGGCCGCACAACAAACACCACAACCCAGCCGCCCACCGACCCCCGGUCCUGUGGAAGACGAAUACAGACUGAUGACCAUCGACGAGAUCAUCAACGGAACCCGAAAUGAAGACAACAACCCGGACGAUUUCCCCGGGCUCAUUCCACUCGUGGAGCUGUACCUCGACAGCGUCAACAUCGAUGUGACCACACGCUGCGAGCUGGCGCGCUACCUGGACCUGAUCCGCAAGCGCGCCAACGGCACCCUCUGGACCGGUGCCAAGUGGAUCCGCGAGUUCGUCCGCUCACAUCCCGACUACAACGGCGACAGUGCCGUCAGUGAGAAGAUCGUCUAUGAUCUGUUCAAGAAGGUCGAAGAAGUCACCUGCUGCGAAGGCCGCCCCGCGGGCAAAGGGCCCGGGUGGGAGAUGUUAACCGCGAAGCGGAGGGUUGUGGGUUUGGAUGAUUAA
Messenger RNA from Exophiala aquamarina CBS 119918, 1929 nucleotides. Its product is annotated as glutamate-cysteine ligase. The transcript has 2 exons. Gene Ontology annotation, biological process: glutathione biosynthetic process. NCBI's taxonomy places the organism in Eukaryota, Fungi, Ascomycota, Eurotiomycetes, Chaetothyriales, Herpotrichiellaceae. The record is from RefSeq and is a predicted model, not a curated record. Bases 1 to 1929 code for a protein of 642 amino acids. Gene Ontology annotation, cellular component: glutamate-cysteine ligase complex. Gene Ontology annotation, molecular function: glutamate-cysteine ligase activity.